Molecule: messenger RNA, 2320 nt
Organism: Sarcophilus harrisii (Tasmanian devil)
Lineage: Eukaryota; Metazoa; Chordata; Mammalia; Dasyuromorphia; Dasyuridae
Gene: PINX1
Product: PIN2 (TERF1) interacting telomerase inhibitor 1
Exons: 7
Coding region: 426-1331 (301 amino acids)
Biological process (GO): regulation of ribosome biogenesis
Cellular component (GO): nucleolus
Molecular function (GO): nucleic acid binding; telomerase inhibitor activity
Source: RefSeq, a predicted model, not a curated record
CCUCGCGGCGGCCUCUGUCACUCCUGUUCCGGGAGGACAACUUUGGCGGCAGACGUGGGCGGCCACUCCCUGGUGGGUGGAGCGCCGGACCCCGAGUCAGGGAGACCGCUCUCGGCGCUGCCUCACCCCUCCAGCCGCGAGAGCUUGGUCCCGGCGCUCUGCCUCCCUCCUCCCCCGCGAAAUGGGAAUAACGGCAGCGCGCAUGCCCCGGCAGCCUUGCGGGAGGGCCCUGUCGGGCUUGGGUAGCCCGAGGAAACCGGCGCCGGAGGGUGGAGGAUCCGAGUUUUAAGUCCCACUUGGGGCGUCUGGCGCCUCAUGCGCUGCUCGCGUGGCCAGAGAGAGUCUUAGCCCGGCGGAAGCAGAAAUGGUCUCUAGAUCCAAGAAACACUGCAUGGAGUAAUGAUGAGUCCAAGUUUGGCCAAAAAAUGCUGGAGAAAAUGGGAUGGUCUAAGGGAAAGGGACUAGGGGCUCAGGAGCAAGGAGCCACAGAACAUAUUAAAGUUCAAGUUAAAAACAACCAGCUUGGCCUUGGAGCCUCAGCCAAUCACGAGGACAACUGGCUGGCUCCCCAAGAGGAAUUUAAUCAACUUCUUGCUGAACUGAAUAGUUGUCAUGGACAAGAAGAAAAAGAUUUUUCGGACAAAGGGAAAAAAUCAUUUAGCCUUGAAGAGAAGUCCAAAUCCUCGAAAAGAAGAGUUCACUAUACAAAAUUUACAAAAGGAAAGGAUCUUUCUUCUCGGAGUAAAACAGAUCUGGAUUGCAUUUUUGGGAAAAGGAAAAAGAGUGAUGUUUCUAAGGAAAGUGACAGUUCAAGUACUACAAAUGAGGAAAAAGCCACUCCCACUGUGACCAGUAACCUCACUGUACAGGAAUAUUUUGCCAAACGAAUGUCGGAGCUAAAGAACAAAUCAGUAGCCAUACAGACAGCUUCUGCUGAAACCCAGUCUUUUGAAGAGAAAAGGACUAAACAGAAAAAAGAAAAAAAGAAAAGGAAAGAAGCUGAGGACUGGAACAAACUGAAGGCCAAGCAUCCCAAAAAGGAGAAUCUGGAGGAAGAGGAGGGAUGGCAUGCUUACCAUAGGUCAAAGAAAAAGACCCUUGCCGAGAACCAGGUUGGAGAUCCUGUUUACGAUCAGAGUCUCGAGGCUUCCCCUAAGGAGGGACCACUUUGUGAUGAGCAAGAACCCACUAUAGGAACUACUGCCACAGAACCAAAAAAGAAAAAAAAGAAAAAGCAAGAGAAAAUGGUCAUAGAAUCUGACCAAGAGCAAACAUCAGAAAAGGGAGCGGGGAGCAAGAAGAAGAAGAAGAAAAAGAAAGGUCUUGAAUAAAGAACUUUUCCUUACUUGGAUUUUCAUGUCAUUUGAAUGUCAUAAUACUUUUGGUGCAGCCUUAUGAAAAAGAAGAGAAAAGAAAGAAGCUUUGGCCUGAAGUCAGUGAAGAGUUUACCAAGAUGAUUUGUUCACAUCUUUUAACAUGCCCAUGAUUGCUGGGUCUCGCCCUCUCAUCACAUUUUUCCCAACUUAAAAAAAAAAUUCCCAGAAGAACUUGAAAAACAAUCCAGAUCAUGUCUGUGAAACAAGAUUAUUUUUAAGACCCUGGAUCCUACAUUGUUUAUAUAUCUGGGAGGUGGGGAGGAGAGUAGAGGAGAAAGAAACAUAUGUGAGGUAUAGAUGCCUUUGCAUAUACACACACAGAUAUUUGAAUUUUCCACUAUUUCCUUUGGCAAUAAUAAAUUAUGCUUCCUUUUGAAAGAUUUGCCCUAAUUAAAGGAUUAUGAGUCGAUGCUGAAGAAUAUAACCAAAUAGUUCCCUAUUGUUCUCUAGCCAACCAAUAUAUUUGUGCCAACUAGGAAUUAUGUGAUUUUUUUUUUAAAUUUGUUUUUGCCUCAGAUUAGCAUUCUCUAUGGGUAUUUCUGUUGCUUCUCUUCCACUGAGCAGUGGCUAAGAAGCAUUCCAAAGAUUCUAGAUGGAUUUGAAUUAUUAAUAUGGUAGUUGUGUUCUGAUAAGUGUUGUUUGUGUCUACAUUGAAUUUUGUCUUUUCUUCAAAUAGUCUUUGAGCUAUUUGCAUAUUUGGUUGUACCUGAUGCCAAAUAAGCCAUAACUUUGGAAUAAUAUUACUAGACAAUCCCUGCCCUAAUUAUAAGGAUCAGAUUUGCAAAAUCUACCAAAAUAAAAUAAAAACUGAAAACUAAACAUUUUCAAAUUAUUAACUUCAUAUUGAAAUUGAACUUAUUCUUUGUUUUACAUCUCAGGUCACUGCUAUGUAGAAGUUAUCAAAUUAAACAUUAAAAUUUUUUCUCCAUUUGAGUCUUACUCAA